Molecule: messenger RNA, 1189 nt
Organism: Saccostrea cuccullata (small rock oyster)
Lineage: Eukaryota; Metazoa; Mollusca; Bivalvia; Ostreida; Ostreidae
Exons: 7
Coding region: 20-1189 (389 amino acids)
Source: RefSeq, a predicted model, not a curated record
CUUAUCAGAGGCAGAGUAUAUGUCUUCCAUACCAAGCUUUAUAAGUGAGUGGAUCAACAUGACAGCCGACUCGUCAACAUCCGGGAAAACAGUCCCACAUGGUCUCGGUGAGCUCCCUCUCCUGGUAGAGGUCGAAGCCAAAACCAAUGAGGGGUGGAUCUUUCCUGGCUUUGGAUCCGCACAGACGGAUGACGAUGAAGGUGUCUUAUAUGGUGGCGUGGUGUUUAUAUAUGACGACAAAGUUAUAAAUAUAUCUGUCCCAAAAAAGAACAACUUUGCGGGAAGCAUGGAUUGGACAGCGUUGUAUACAGGUUUUAUUAUUUUAAUUCUUGUUUUCAAAAUAUGUGCCACUUUUCAACUUUUGGGCUUGGGUGCUGUUCGUUAUCUCGGAAAUCAAGAGAAGUGGAUUGGGCCUGCUCAGAUAGGAAGAACUUACAUUUCCGUUCUGGUUCGAGCAAAAGCCUGGCGAUCUCUUGACUUUCCUUCGCCUUCUUUUGAGAGUGAGACAUUUACCGUAGUGGCAGGUGAAUGCGUUAAUACGACGGUGCAACAUUCAAUGGGAACAUACCCCGACCUAGUGGUGGUUCAAAUUCAGACUCCUGUAGGAACAUUUCAAGGUCAAGGUGUGUCUUCUCGGCCUAUGGCUUUUCCCUUCUUACGUUUAGGAGGACUGCUAUUUGGAUUUAACGACUCUCACGUGCAGAUGUGGUCAGCGUGCAACAUAAAUGGAAUGUUAAAACACCUAGGGUUAUUGUGCGUUUCUGACGGCUGGGGACUCAGGGCAUUUUUCAGCAACACAGGAUCUAUAACCAUAAAGGCUUGGGAUUUUGGUACAAGCAUAGAGAGAUAUAAAAUUUCAGAUCUCGACAUCAGUGCUUAUAUUUUACCAUACCCAUACACUACUACAGCAAGUCACGUUCUUUCUGUUCAGAUGGAAGUGCGGGACGGUCCUAACAAAAAUUUUCGGUUUGACGGUGUGGGUUCUGUAAUGACCGAGUCUGCUCUUUAUGGAGGACUGGUUUAUGGAUAUAAUGAUACAUCAGUGGCUUUCUGGAUUCCCCACCCAUACAGGAGAAGAAUGAAGGAAGCUGCAAUAUCUAUGAUGGGGGAAAUGUGGGGAUGGGGCUAUAGGAAACAAAUCACUGACAAUGUGGAUAUCUUAAUCAGCGUUCACGAUAUAGCGGGUUAG